Messenger RNA from Condylostylus longicornis, 1656 nucleotides. Its product is annotated as UDP-glycosyltransferase UGT5-like. The coding region runs from base 37 to 1656 and encodes 539 amino acids. Lineage: Eukaryota; Metazoa; Arthropoda; Insecta; Diptera; Dolichopodidae. The record is from RefSeq and is a predicted model, not a curated record. The transcript has 7 exons. Gene Ontology annotation, molecular function: UDP-glycosyltransferase activity.
AUAGGAACUUAGUAUUAAAAAGCUUUGCCCGUGUAUAUGUAUAAUUUCUUUUUUGCCUUGAGCAAGAAGCUCAAAUUAUGGUUUGGACUAGUGAUAUUAAUAUUAGCUUCAUACGCGAAUUUGGGUGAAGGAGCUAGAAUAUUAGCAGUUUUUGCUUUCCCUGGAAAAUCUCAUUUUAUGAUGACAAAAGCUAUAAUAAGUGAAUUAACGCGGCGGGGUCAUGAGAUAACUUUAAUAACAGCAUUUCCUAUCAAUGAAAAGCUUUCUAAUUAUAAAGAAAUUCUUAUAGAACCAGUUUAUGAUUUCUGGACUGACAUAACAAAGCAUUUUGGUGUUAAAACAAUAUUUGAUCUAAGUGAACUGGAUGUAAUUGGUUAUAUGAAAAUUUUAGAAAUAUUGGGAGUAGCAACAACUGAUCAUGCUUUGAAACAACCUAAAGUACAGGAAAUAAUCAAUGCUUCUGAUACAAUAAAUAAAUAUGAUUUACUUUUGGCAGAGCAAUUUUAUCAAGAAGCAUUUCUACCUUUAGCUAUUAAGUAUCAAAUACCUGUGAUAACAGCAUGCACAUUUGGUUAUGCAAAUUUUCAAAGUCAAAUGAUGGGUGUACUUACACCAUGGUCAUUUGUACCACAUACGUUUAUGCCACUUGACGAUAAAAUGACAUUUAUAGAAAGAAUUUAUAAUACUGUUUUCAGCCUUUAUGAAGAUUAUUUUAGAGAAAUUAUUUAUUUUCCACAACAAGACGAACUUGUAAAGAAAUAUUUCUCACAUUUGCCAAUUGAAAUUCCUUCUGUUUCAAAAAUGGAAAAAAAUAUUUCAUUAAUGCUUCUUAAUAGUUAUAUACCUCUAAAUACUCCAAGGCCGGCAGUACCAGCAAUGAUCCCUGUGGGCGGUGUUCAUAUUUUAAAACCAAAACCUCUUCCAAAAGAUAUAAAAGAGUUUUUAGAUGGUGCUGUGGAUGGUGCAAUUUACUUCAGCUUAGGAACAAAUGUCAGAAGCGCUGAUUUGCCAAAAGAAAAAUUGGAAUUUAUAUUAGAUGUUUUUAAAAAUAUGAAACAACGUGUUGUUUGGAAGUGGGAAGAUGAUAAGAUACCUAAGCUUCCACCAAAUGUACUCGUAAAAAAAUGGUUGCCACAAAAUGAUAUUUUAGCUCAUAAAAACACUAAAAUUUUUAUUACACAUGGAGGUCUAAUGGGUACUCAAGAGGGAAUUUAUCAUGCAGUUCCAAUGCUGGGAAUUCCAAUUUAUUGUGAUCAAUCUAUGAAUAUGAAAAAAGCUGAAAAAUAUGGUUAUGGAAAAGCAAUAGAAUUUAAAACAUUCACAAGAGAAGAUUUUGAAGGAACUUUAAAUGAGCUAUUGAACAAUCAUUAUUACAGGGAAAAUGCUGAAAGAAUAUCACAAAUAUUUCGGGAUAGGCCCAGGACUGCAAUGGAAAGUGCAAUGUAUUGGAUUGAAUAUGUCAUAAAGUAUAAAGGAGCACCACAAUUAAGGUCGGCAGGAGCAGACUUGCCUUGGUAUAAUUUUUAUUUACUAGAUAUAUUGACGAUAUUGGUUUUAGCACCUCUUUUAACAUUUACUGUUUUGUUAAUAAUUUGCUAUAAAACUAUAUUUAGUAGAAAGAAAAAUGUAACAAUUGUGAAAAUAAAGAAAAAAUAA